AUGCAGUUUGCUUGGCAGAUUGCUGGUGGUAUGGAAUUCCUUUCUUCUAACAAGGUAAUGGCAAAGAACGAAAGAUUUUGUAUGAAGCAUCAAUAUCGGGCGUUUACUAUCGAACCGGAUUUGCCCUUGACUAAUAGUUUAAAAGCCCGCCUCGAUAAUAUUUCAUUAGUCUGCGUUGCAGCCGGCCCAUGCAGUUUUCUAAACAAUUUGUAUAGUCCGUCUGUAAAUUAGUGUACAAAAGCUCUUUCUAACAUCUACAGAGUCGCAAGGACAUAUGUGAGCGUUUCUGAACGGGUUUCUUAAGAGUUUUUUAUGCGCCUCACGAUUGGCCUAAUUUUUACGUGUGCGUGACGGUUGGGCGCAGUUACAAGUCAAAAUUCACAGGAGGGAGUUAACAAGGAUCGUUUACGGUCAAAAAAUGAAAGAGAAGUUCGAUCUUUAAAGCCUUCUUCUGAACAAAAAAAUGCUUUGAGAGAAAUCCUUUAAGAACAGCAUUUGCUUGUAAAUUUGCCGACUGGUUUUCCAGCGUCUUCAAUUGCUGCGAAUGCACUGCCGCGUAUUCUGCAAUCAAGUCGACAGUUCUAGCGUCAAAACAAAUCAAGAAAUCAUGACAUUGACGGUCUAAAACACUACACACAUGUAGUUAUUCAGGUCCAGGCAUUUCGAAGAAAAGCAAAGAAAGUAAGCUUAGGGCUUACACAAAGGCAAAAGAUACUAAUUCAAUGGUAAACUGCAUCUGUGAUCAAAUCCUGUCAGAAAUGAAAAAAAUUAUUUUGCCGAAGUAUAAACCACAAGAACUAAUUACUCAAUAUGCAUGGAACAGACCAGCUUCAUAAUCUCUAAAUGUGAGACUCAAAGCGGCUCAGUCAAAAUGUAAAAUGCUUCAUGCACUGCAUAAACUACGCAAAAAGCGAGCAAGAAAAUCCUCUGUCUUUCAAACUGACUCUAGCUAAGGUCACGUUGAACACUAUCACGAGCUCGAUCUCUCUUGUCAUGAGCCAUUAGUCGUGUUUGUGUCCUGUCAACACUUAAUUCAAAUCGGACUAAUCACAAACUGCGUAAGAAACUAGCCAAUCAAAAACGCCGACAAAUGUCUUUAAUUUGCGACUCUCUAAGAUUCGAACACGAUAUUGUGCAUAUAAUUUGCAGACGCUCUGUACAGAAACUUUAGAGCGUCUGCGACGCAGGCAACAUUUCACAAGAAGUCAUUUUCUUUCGUUCUGCAUUUUUUGUCUUACUGAAUUUUACUUUUCUCCGUCUUUAUGGAAGGUAAUCCAUCGUGACUUGGCAGCAAGAAACGUUUUGGUUGGUGAAGGAGAGAAAUGUGAAGUUACAGAUUUUGGAAUGGCAAGGGAUGUUUACCGAGAUAACAUUUACACAAAGAAAAGUCGGGUUAGUACUUAAAACCCAAUUCUUCAUCUUAUCUCCUUUUCAACACAGGAAAAUACAUCGGGGGGAAAUUUCAUAGUCAGUCAGUCAGUCACUCAUAACCUGUAGCUUAGAGCUCAAAUGGAACUGUAAAAAGCUUUGACUGGAUAACUGUUGGUACUUUGAUGUAAACGAAAGGAACAGAAAUAAAGAUGUGACUUUUUUGUAUCCAAACGAAUAUGGAACUUGGAAACGAACGUUUAACUUUAACCUUUUAAAUGAACUCUACAGGGUCGGCUGCCAGCGAAAUGGACUGCUUACGAGGCUUUACUUUAUGGGACAUAUACUACUCAGAGUGACGUGUAAGUAUUUUACAAGCGGGAUGAUUGUUUAUGGAGCCUAAUUUUAACCCUCCAACGAUGACCCCGUUUAGUUAAAAGCGCGUACUACUUUGUGGCGCGUUUUAUCGUUUGGUACAGCUGUAGGUGAUUCUAUUCUGAUUUAAUCGUUUUUUUUUUUAAUGCUAUCCCCUGUUUUUACGUUAUAUUUUCAGGUGGAGUUUUGGCGUUGUUCUGUACGAGAUAUUUAGUGUGGGUAUGUUUGCUUUUGUCAAAUGGUUACUGAGUAAAGAUAACUCUAUACUUAACAUUAUAAUUGGACAUGUGACCUUAUGAAUCAUAGCUUGCAAUCAGUCGAAUGAGUAAUGACACGGUACUUUGCAUUUGCUGUGUAAGUAAGAAAACUUAUUGAUUAUUUUAAGUAUUCCCUUAAGAGGGUGUGAAUGGGGUUAAACGACUAGCGACAAAGGGCGAAAAAUACUACCGACUACCGACAUGGACCGCCAUUAUCGAUAUUUGUUUUCAGAAAGAAGAGAUCAGAAGAGCAUUUUGUAUUUUUUCUAGCUUACUAUUUGGUUGGAGGAGCGUGGGAUCAUUUUGCAGAACAAUUUCCGGUACUCGAGCCCCCGAAACCUCCCGCUGUAAUACUUCAACCACGCUGUCUGUCCAGCCAUGAGUGGAAUCAUAAAAGUGAUAGUGAGUUUUUUCCGAAAAGGCGAAGGAGUCGCAAUCGAACGCCACCGUAGCCGGGUUCCGGUCCACAGAUAAACACACGACAAGAGUAUUCGAAUUUAAAAAACAUCAGACAAAACUUUCAAGUUACAAGUUUUGCACGUUUUAUGGGGCUCAAAGUCUUAAAACUACGUAAAUUUUAUAACAAACAUUAAUAAUUAACAUACAUUUUUAAUUAUUAACUGAGAUUUAACGACAAAGACCAUCCUCUUUUUUUUCUCCGUUUACCGUCAUCCAACCGACCCAAAUUUUUGACAUUUUCAAAAAAAAAAGGAACGACGUAGUUACACCAUUUUUAACUUGAAAUGAUUCUUUUAAUCUGAAAAAUGAGCAUGGUAUAUAGUAACAGCAUAGAGAAAAACAGGACCAAAAAGAUUAACAUUUUUCACAGUAUAUUGUACAUUUUGUUAAUCCAAAUAUGCGAAUGUUAACUUUUAACGUCGUCCAGGGGUACCAGGGCCAAUUAUUCCGAGACUUCUUGUGAUUUUUUUAUCCGACCGACCGACCCAAUAUCAAGAAACGAAUUCGAUAGUAAACGAAGAAAAAAAAGGGGGAUGGCCCAACCGACAAAGAUCGAAAAUUUUAACCGACUACCGACAAAGUGACUGAAUUUUAACCGACAACCGACAAGUGGACCCCCACCCAAUUCAGACCCACCUUAACAUAGAUGUAAUAAAAAAAUAUAGGAUUGGAAGCAAAUUAAGCACAAUUUUAAAAGUGACGGAGCUAUCUUAUCCUUGCAACCUCGCUGCUACGGUGUUUGCAGGUGGAUGUCCAUAUCCUGGCAUAGAAGGUGAUCAAAUUGCAAACAAACUGAAAGAUGGCUACAGGAUGCCAAAACCGAAACAUAUUGACCAGAAGCUGUGA
Molecule: messenger RNA, 3305 nt
Organism: Porites lobata
Lineage: Eukaryota; Metazoa; Cnidaria; Anthozoa; Scleractinia; Poritidae
Source: the annotation of a GenBank genome assembly